AUGGAAACUAAACGUCUUUUAUUUUUCACUUCUGUUCUUCUUCUGUCAUACCUGUCAUCUGCCGCCAACCAACUUGACAACCUCGAACUUGGUAAUGCUCAGCAUUUCAACUUGGAUAAAGUUCGUCUUCGAGAACUUUGGCAUACAGCUAUGAUUCGAGGGCUAAUUAAGGCUAAAACUCGAUCAUAUUUGGAAGAACUACCAGUUGUUGAACGUAUUCUCUUCCAACAAUGUGAAAAUGAUGCCAAAAACACAGUUGACUUAGCCAAAUGUUCUUGGAAAGUUAUAAAACUAAGAAGAUUUCAUCAACUGCAUGUCAAAACUGACAGUCGGAAGAACGAAAAUCGCAAGAUAGAGAAACUCAACUUCUACAACACCAAUGAAGUUAAACAGCCUCUGGUUUACUCGACUUCUCAAGUUAACACUAGUAACUACACUACCAACUACAAGAUGAAAAGUAUCAAAUACGGUUUCCGCAAUGGCAAACCCUUCAAUCCAAUAAGACCUCAAAUCAGAAGAUACAAAAAUAUUCCUCGUCCACGACGACAGUCCGAUCCUAUAUCAGAUGCUUGGGAACUAUUUCUGAAAGAAGAGCGACACAAGAUGAAACAACAGAUGAAAGUUGACAAGAAAAGCCUGAACGUUACCACAUUGCCUGCUUCUCUGGAUAGAAACUUCUUGGGUUUACCACGAAAAUUUAAGAAAUCAAAAAGGAACAAGAGAAACCUCUUAGAGCCUGAUCCUUUGAAGCCCAUUGUUGCUGAGAAACAGACAUCUAAUGAUAUGGGCCUGUACUUGAACAAGCUAUUCAAGAAGUCUGCCACUCCAAACCUCAAGAAGCUACAAGUUCUCAAAGAUCACUUUGAAAAAGUUGAGGAAAUUAAAGAAUACUAUAAAACAAUGAACGUUGAAAACAAAGACCUUUUCAAAAAACUAGGAAUUCCUGUAGAUAGUCAAGAGCCCCAACUUCAGGAUAAUGUGUUAGCUGCUGUAGAAGAUUUGAUGGGCAUUUUGAAUGAUUUCUCGGCAACUAAAGGGUUGAAAACUCUCUCCAUCAUGUCGCCGAGACUAUUCCCCAUCUUUCCUGAAAAACGUUUUCAAACAAAACGUCGACUGCUAUCACCAACUCUCCUGUCGUUUCACAAAGAAGGGUUUUUCUCUUUACCUGAUGUUUUUGAUGUUCUUACUUCGGAGAAAUCUUAUCAACAAAUGAUGCUAGACCUGUUGAUGGAUUUAAGUGGCGCGGGAAAGGCAUUAGAUCAAGUACUGUCGAAAAUGUCACAUGAAAUCGAAUAUGUUUCGAAUGUCCAAUACCCUUUGCUCAUGGAAAUGAAAGAGCAUGAUCUCAAUUGGACAAAAGCUCGCAAAACUUUCACAACAGAGCAGAAAAUCGAAUAUGAUAAACACGGCUACACAUAUCUCAACCCGCAUCAAUUGAAUCUUGUUUACAAUAACCCAAGAUUUAUGAUCGAUCAUGCUCCCAACAUCACUGAACUAUCUGCUAUGAAUCGCACUGAGAAGGAGAUGCGUAUAGAAGAACUAAUAAGAGAAAUAGCCGAAAUCGAUAAAGAAGAGUCUAACGGAUAUCCACCCAACAGUAAGAGGGUAAAACGAGUUGUAGAUGGUGUAAAUACUACCGGCGUUUCAUUCUUAACCUUACACCCUGCAGCUUUUUCAAACAUCAUCGGACAGGGAGUUGCUUUAGAAGCUGUAACACUGUCUCCCCAUGCCUUCAUCGGAGAGAUUAUGAUGGGUGAAGCCCUGAAUCUUCACGUUUUAUCACCUAGGGCUUUCAUUGCCACUGUACUUUCACCUUCAGCUCUGAUCGCUAGAAUACUCUCACCCUCAGCUCUUAGAGCGGAAGUUCUGGCUCCCAGGGCUCUGACAGCUUGGGUACUUUCACCUGAAGCAAUGAUUGCGGAAGUUCUAACUCCACGAUUUCUUGAACCACGUGUUCUUUCUCCUGAAGCUUUAGUGAUUGAUAUUUUGAGUCCAGGCAUAUUAUCUCCUCAUAUUCUUUCAUCAGAAAGUAUUGGAGUUAUGGUCCUCAGUCCUAACAUUCUUUCACCUCGAAUAGCAAGUGAAGAACACUUGCUCGUUGAGGUUCUUUCCCCUCAUAUACUUGGAGGUCCCCACAACAAAGAGGAGAAAGAAACUAACAUUCACGACAAGGAAUCAAGCGCAGCUUCUUCCAGUCAUGAAGCAGGUGGUGCUAAUCACGGCGGACAUCAUCGAAUGGGGCUUAUAAGAGCAGUCCAAAAACUCAGAUAA
Messenger RNA from Auanema sp. JU1783, 2271 nucleotides. The record is from the annotation of a GenBank genome assembly. Lineage: Eukaryota; Metazoa; Nematoda; Chromadorea; Rhabditida; Rhabditidae.